Messenger RNA from Cantharellus anzutake, 2448 nucleotides. RefSeq lists its product as uncharacterized. The transcript is spliced from 5 exons. The coding region runs from base 457 to 2319 and encodes 620 amino acids. Lineage: Eukaryota; Fungi; Basidiomycota; Agaricomycetes; Cantharellales; Hydnaceae. The record is from RefSeq and is a predicted model, not a curated record.
AGAUCGAGUGUUGGUUGGUCGAAGUGUCUGAAUGUCACUGAGAAGUGCCCCACUCGCUAUGUAGCGAAUGUGAAUACUCGAGUCCCCAACGUUGGCUAUGCAUGGACUCGAUACCGGUGACCACCCAACCGUCGCUUCGAUCGAAUCAGCGAAUUGCAUGCUUCCUUCUGCUGCAUUCAAGAUAGUUCGUGACGAUCCGGGGAAAUAUAUAGCGCCCACCAGAGAGUAACAACAGGAGAAAUGAAUACAGCGGCCUGGAAUGGCCUGUCAUUGAAUUGAGCAAUGUAACUGGUAUCACGAUUGCGAUGCGCGAACACGAGGUGACAAACAGCCACGGGUAGGUUCGUUAGAACAUAAGACAGUGGCAAGUGAGUAGGGCACUUCCCCCCCCCUCCUUGGUCUAUAGUGCCGCCGGUGUCAAACUCUGUUGUCGUCUCGGCUCACCUCUCAACCAAGAUGAUAGAGCUCAACGCAUCCGAGCAGAGUAUUGAGAAGGUCACUGUUUACAAUGACCGCGCCACCGUCCAACGGAGGUUUCAAGUCGACCUCAAGUCUGGACAAAAUGAUAUUUCCAUAACUCGACUACCGGGCCUGCUCGAUCCGGACUCUAUCCGCGUUGAAACGGAGAGCGUAGAUACUUUCCAACUCUUGACCGUGCUAAACGUUGUCUCGAUGGAUCCUCGCGAGCAAACUCAGGAUUUAUCCCUGCCCGACCCGCUUUCCGAGCUAGAAGACCAACGUUCUGCCCUUUCGAAUCAUCUCAGAGCUCUUCGAGAUGCGGAGCGAAUCCUUAGCGAUUAUGCCCACAGCAUGUCAGCGAAACAUGCUACAUCCGAACAACUGGUAUCAUUCAUUGAUACACACAUAGCCCAGAACAAGAAGCUCCAUGUUUCCAUUACGGAAGCGAGGAAAGAGAUGCGUACGGUUGAGAGACGACUUUCCGAGAUGCGAUUAAAGAAUAACUCUCAGCUCGGUCGUCUGAAGUACGCCGGGGUUGAUGUGGUUCUUGACGCCAAUAAAGAUGGAAAUGCAUGGGUGAUAUUGUCAUACAUUGUGACGAACGCUUCAUGGUAUCCUGUAUAUGACAUUAGAGCCGACAUCGAUUCUCAACUUGCCUCCAAUGCGAAAAACCCUCCCACUAUGAACAUCCAUUAUCGUGCAUCUAUCUCUCAAUCCACCGGAGAGGAUUGGGAUGGUGUCACGCUCACACUGAGUACCACGUCGCCGUUGACUGGCUCGGUGAUUCCAACUUUACGACCAUGGAAUAUCGGCACAGGCUCUGACCCGCGUCUAUUUCACCCUGCCACUGUCUCAUAUGAUAGGGACAUCGAUAAGGUAUACAGCAGGAGGGAACGGCCUAGAAGCAGAAGUCCCGUUCGAAGCCGAAGACGCACUCACACGCGGACGAACUCUUCCAGAUCGCCUCGCCGCAACAGGUCCUGGAGCCCCUCCAGGAGCUGGCGACCGAAUACACCACGCGAGCCUACCGGAGAACCCCGACAUUCGUCCCGUCCACGGGUGACUGCCUGGGUUAAAGAAGGCGCCAUCGGGUCGACCUUUGAGAUAGAAAGCCCAUCCACUAUUCCAAGUGGUGGUUCGUCGCAUAGAGUGUCCAUUGCAUCGUUGGAUUUGCCAUCAACGCUAACGUGGGUGACGGUCCCAAGAAAAACGACCGCAGCAUUCCUACAAUGCAACAUCAAGAAUACAAGUCCAUACGUUCUCUUGGCAGGCCCCAGUAAUAUUUUCAUGGACGGCAAUUUUGUCUGCAAAUCCGAAUUGCCUAAUGUCAGCCCUCAAGAAGACUUCUCCUGUUCCUUGGGUGUGGAUCCAUCUCUUCGAAUCAUUUAUCAGCCUCAGAGGAGGAACGUGAGGACCCAAGGAGGCUCCUUCCUGAGCAGAACACCCAAACGCCAAAUCACUUCCGUUAAUCAACAGAUCAGGAUAAAGAACACGCGUCCUUCAGCCAUUUCACGACUUAUCGUUCGGGACCAAAUACCCAAUAGUCAAGAUUCUCGUAUCAAAGUUUCAGUGGUCAACCCUGACGAGAAGCUUAUAGGCGCACCGAGUCAGUCUUACAGCAUUCCAGGAGGCACUGGUGCCAACUCGGGGUCAACCAAUGGCCUUGAAGAGAAAUUGCAUUACACUUUGCAAAAUGGCGUUAUUGCACAGUGGGCACAAAAGCAUGAAGACGUCUCUGGGGGAUACGGAGGUGCGAAGGGGGAUGGAAUCAUCGAAUGGAUUUGCUCAGACGUCGAGGCCGUACUCGAUUUGGAACUCGAGUAUGAAGUUUCGGCUCCACAAGGAUUGGAUUGGAAAUAGUGAUCUAUUGUCGAAUCAAACAACUUCCGUCUCGAUAGCUGGAUCGUAAUGAUCAAUGGUAUUGGGUCCCCUAUGUAAUACAUCACAGAACAAACAGGAGUAGCAAGCAACAGAGAUAUUUAGUAUGCU